This is a messenger RNA of Haliotis rubra (blacklip abalone), 1704 nucleotides long. RefSeq lists its product as uncharacterized. Lineage: Eukaryota; Metazoa; Mollusca; Gastropoda; Lepetellida; Haliotidae. Gene Ontology annotation, molecular function: protein binding. The record is from RefSeq and is a predicted model, not a curated record. The coding region runs from base 433 to 1119 and encodes 228 amino acids. The transcript has 2 exons.
UCUCCCUUUGCUAUUGUGUGACUACACUGACAACAUAUGCGCAAGUUAUUUGUCUGCAUUCACAGCAUAUCCUCCGUACGGCUACACACAGUCCGUGUCGAUAGACAUGACGUAAAUGAUUGUGGCCAUGACGACGGUAUGUAUCUGUUGUCCAGUUGUAAACGGCUGUAAAGGAGUAAAUGGAAUUUUAACUAAACGAUCAUUGAUCAUUGCAUGAUCACAAAUAAUACUUCGACUUCCUGUCUGAUCAACCAAUUGGUGACAUCGGUAGUGCACGUGGUACAUUUCCAGGAAAAGGGGCGUUUCUCGGAACUGGUGUAAGGUGAUUUGUCCACCUUAGAAUAUUUUGAUUUCCAGAACUCACUGGAUUCAAGAGCACCAGCAAAUUAGAGACAAAACUCUGAAAGAGUUCACCCUUACUUACAACAUAAAAUGGCCGAGGAUCGUUUGAAAGAAGCGAAAACGUUUUUCACGGAGGGGAAUAAGACCUCGGACGCCGUCAUACAGGUGGAAGACCACGAGCUUCACGUGGACCUGGUCAUAAUCUCUCUGAUGACCUCGACACUGGCCAGUGAAUUCCAGCCACGCCCAGACCCAAACUCUCCUCCAGGCGAAACCAACAAAGCUGUGGCCAAGUUGGUGGGACCAGUUGACCACAUCGUGGACAUGCUGACCUCCAUCUACCCCAACUUCAGGAACGUCAACGUUGUUAAUAAAGACAACGUGGAGUACCUGCUUCCAUUGGCUGCGAAGUACAAGCUGUUGUAUUUGCAACAGGCAUGUGAAACCAUUAUUGUAGAAGCGGUGCCCCAGCUGAGUUAUUCAUCUCAACAGUCAACAAUAACGAAUGAAAACUACAACCAAUCAGAGAAUAAGGAACGUUUAAUGAGAUAUUUCGUGUUGGCAGAUAAACAUAAACUAGUCGAAGUGAGAAAAAUGUGUAUGGAUAAGUUAGUAAAAUGCCUGUAUAGCGAAAAGUGGUGUUCAUAUAACUAUGUCGAAAAUGUCGAAUGUAAUGUGAAACCAACACGAAGCACUGAGGCUUUCCAGCAGCUCGACCCUUCUACAAGAUGGGAAAUACUGCGAAACAGACUGUUUUACGUGGAAGGUAACUUCUAAUUUUCUCUGUUCACGUGCUGCCACGAGUGUCUCCCGUGUGGCAUAAGCUCCCAACAGUGAUACAUCUCAGUUGCAGUCAGCGAAACUUUCCCCUUUAGUGCAUUACUCGCUGCAGUGGAGUUUAUGUGAAUGUGACGCGAUAAAAAUAAUGAUGUGAACAUAUUCGUGUACGCAAGUUGAAAUGACUACGUUUGGUUUAGUUAGUGGUGAAACUCUCUUUCCCGUCUGAACAGACUGUGGAAGCGGAACUUUUCAUUGUGCUCAUUCAACUUGUGACAUUAUAUGAAUUAUUUUAUAUAUUUAUCCACACGCACGCACGCACGCACGCACGCACAUAUACACGAUUUAAUGUUAGUUAUGGUAUAUUUUCCAGCUUGUUGAUUCAGUAAUGUCCAUGACAUUCGUAUUAUCAUUUUGUGGGAGUGGAACUUUUCAUUGUGCUUAUUUUUGUGCUUGUGACAUAUUUAUUUUUUAGUGCGUGCAUAUAUAUGUACAUAAUUUAAUAUUAGUUAUGGUUUCUUUUCUAGCUUGUUAAUUCUUGAAAGAAUGUCCAUGGCAUGUUCAAAUAAAAACUCUAACUAUCCA